Messenger RNA from Meriones unguiculatus (Mongolian gerbil), 5468 nucleotides. It is a transcript of the gene Scml4, whose product is annotated as Scm polycomb group protein like 4. The record is from RefSeq and is a predicted model, not a curated record. Gene Ontology annotation, molecular function: protein binding. NCBI's taxonomy places the organism in Eukaryota, Metazoa, Chordata, Mammalia, Rodentia, Muridae. Bases 503 to 1747 code for a protein of 414 amino acids. The transcript has 8 exons.
UGCAUUUCUCCUAGUCGGGCUAUAAAGGGGAAAGAAACACUACACACGCACACACACACACACACACACACACACACACUCACACACACAGAGUCCUCCCUUUCUGCAUGUAAAACGUGUGUGUUCUUUAGAAGCCAGUGGUUGGCUGGUGUUCCGGACAUGAUGUGGUUGAAGCUGUCAUCGUAAUGGAAAUUCACUGCUGUAGCUAUGGUAAAUCGAGUGUUCCGCCUGUGCUGAAUGCAUUAGUCUAAUGAGAUGUUUGCAGCGGCGCGAGCAGGGCUGCUGGAGACUAAGCCGUGAGCAGCAGCAGCCCACGGCUGGACAGCAGCUUGUGCAAUACCCAGGGUGCUCGUGCAGGAAGUCACCUGUCCUCCGAGGCAACACUCCUGACCUGAUUGAUCAACACCCUGACCAGGGCUCUGUGACCAGGCUGUAGUUCCCAGGACCUCCCUUGGCCGCGUGCAGUUUGCCUCUUCAUUCAGUAAGACUGGCCCCAGCAGAGAUGCAGACCCAGAGGGUCCCGGGGAGGAAGCGUGGCCGGCCUCCGCUGCACUCCACGCCGGCGCAGAUGGCAGUCCAUAACCUCUAUUCUGCGUCUGCGGGCUCUGUACCGCCAGUGACAAUCCCAAAGAAGAGAGGGCGGAAACCCAGGUACAAGAUCAAGUCUCCAGUGCUCAUGACUCCCUUGGCCCUGUCACCUCCACGGAGUACCCCGGAACCUGACCUCAGCUCCAUUCCUCAGGAUGCGGCCACCAUCCCCAGCCUGGCGGUCCCACAGGCUCUCACAGUGUGCCUCUACAUUAACAGGCAGGCUGACGCAGGGCCGUACCUGGAGAGGAGGAAGCUGCUGCAGCUUCCGGAGCGCCUGGGGCCUGAGCGGCCUGCCGCUGUCCUGCAGCAGGCGGUGCAGGCCUGCAUCGACUGUGCCCACCAGCCCAGGCUGGUCUUCUCCCUUGUCAAGCAGGGCUACCGCGGCGAGCUGGUGUCAGUCUCCGCUUCCUUUGAUGGAAAACAGCACCUGAGGAGUCUGCCUGUGGUGAACAGCGUGGGCUACGUCCUCCGCUUCCUGACCAAACUGUGCCGCAGCCUCCUGUGUGACAACCUCUUCAGCCACCUGCCCUUCCCGGGGAGCCUCAGUGCCUCUGAGAAGGCCCAGGAGAGAGAGGAUGGGAGGACCGAAUCGGCCAGGGCAGCCACUGCUGAAGAGUGCCUGGUAAACCCUGUGGGCAUGAACCGCUACAGCACGGACGCCUCCUCCGCUGCCCUUAGCCACAGGGGCUCCCUGACCCACUCCUCCUCGCUGUACUUCAAGAGGCUGAGCUCUGGAGACGGCCACCUUGGGGGAGGCCCAACCAGCACCACCAGCGGGUCCCGUACCAACCUUGUGCCCUCCGGAGGUUCAUCGACACCUGGACUGAGGCUCCCAGCUUCGAGCCCCAAGAGGAAUGGGACAUCUACAGAAGGAAACAGACGCGCCUCAAGCCCCUCUCCAGAGGUACAGGAUACCAGGAGGCCAAGCAACAGAAACCCUGCUACCUGGACUGUGGAGGAUGUGGUCCGGUUUGUGAAAGAUGCUGAUCCUCAGGCCCUGGGGCCUCACGUGGAGCUCUUCAGAAAGCACGAGAUCGAUGGCAACGCCUUGCUGUUGCUGAGGAGCGACAUGAUCAUGAAGUACCUGGGACUGAAGCUGGGACCCGCGCUGAAGCUCUGCUACCACAUUGAGAAGCUGAAGCAAGCUAAAUUCUAAAGGAGCGAAACCCAAGAUUUCAAGGUUACCUCCUGCCUGCCCAGCAUCCGGCUUGCACCACUAGCAGAACGUCCUCUUAAACGUCGCAGCCACGAAGACCUUGUCCUUUUAUAAACUACGUACAUCCUUGCCUUUUCUAACAUUCCAAACGGCCCCUUUCAAAGGCUGAACCGUGUCACAGAUUUGUCUGAAAAAGAAAAAAAACAAAAAAUCACAAAAAGCCGGUUACAUUUAAUGUUCCUCACAUGUGGUUCACUCUUGACGGGUGGUGUUUGUGUUGUGACAGGAUGGGUAACCGAAUGCUGUGACCCACGGAGAACUCUGAAGGGGGCUCUCCAAACCACAAGGAAGACUCUGCCCCUGCAGGUGCUGUGGGGAUGCCGAUGGCAGCCUCUCCCUGUUCUGGGGACCAGUCAGCAUGGGCCUCACUGGGCUGAGCUGUGGGAGUCGUCCUCUGCUGACUUCCUCGCCUUGCACUAUCUGGAAAACUUGAAGUAAUUGUUUGCUCUGGAAAAGAAAGGGGAAAGGACGGUUCCUAGUCCUAGCUUCUGAAGUCCUUCAUCGCUCCACCAGAGGGCAGACUGCUAAAGAGAAUUCAGGAUGCCUUGACUGCAUGGCUGGGUUAGGGUUUUUUAUAAGAAAGAUCUAGGCUGCACAGGGAUGGGGGAUUCAUUCCACAGUCAGCACCCCAGAUUGCCACUUGGGAAGAAAGCGUGAUCUGUAGGGAUCCAACUCAUAUCCAUUACUGACUGACUAGGUAAGAAUUCGGAAGCAACCAUCUGUCUAAACGAAGAUUCCCUUUGUCCCUUCCCUUCUAGAGUCUUACUGAGGCACUGAUAAUGCUGGCACACUGAAGAACCUUAGUAACAUUUAGCUAUAGUUACUUCUUGAAAAAAAAAGGGGGGGGGAGGAAGGAAGGAAGGAAACUGUCUCAACAAAGUUUGAAAACGGGAACUGCUGAUUUCUAGUUACAUGGCUGCAUUCUGUAGCUGUGUCUGUGGCUAAUUCUCCCAGUCUUCAACAAGUAUGCAGACGUGUUUUUAUUGGGUUUAAUUCAAUUUACAAAUAGGUUUUCACUCUUCACUGUGAAUUAAUAGGAAAAAAUUGAUUUUCUACCCUUUGCAGCUGUGUCCAGAGUGGGAGGGACGGAGCCAAGGUUUACUAGGCAGAAGGGUGACCUCUUUGCUGCUAUUCUUUGUCAAAUCCCUUUUUUUCUUCCCCUCUCCACCUGCCCUUUGUCUAUUCCCACUGAGUAGAGAACUCACACAGCACAGCCUUUUCCUUAAAGGCGCACCUGGGGAGCGUGAGGGUCAAGGGUAACCCGGAGUCUCCCGUGCCAUGGUGUGGAUUUAAAAAGGCAUCUUUCCUCGGCCCGAGCGAGGUCUCAGCUGGCAAGUGAAGUUGGAGGGGUUUUGGACCCCUCUCAGCAAGACAUCCUAAUCCUGAACAAGAUGGAUGUAGCCUCUGGAAUGGAUCUACCCACUGUAGGGAUUAGUUAGAAUUUGGGUGAGGACCACAGGAAGCAUUCCAUGCUGAGAUACGGGACCCACUUUGAUGUCCCCUAUUUGAGGAAGUGUGGCAGGACACUGAGAGAUUGUCCACAGUGGACAGAGAAGUGUGGACAGAGAAGGAAAAAAAAUGUCCCAAAGCUUCCCACUGAAUGGAACUUGAUCAGCUUGCAGAAGAGCUGGAUGUCUGUUUAUUUUUAGCAUGAGACAAAAAUGACCUUGAACUCGACCUUGGAGGGAAUCUUUAAGAUGUUAAGGCAAUGAACAGACUCUGCCACGCAGAAGAUUGUCAGCGUUGAGCGUUCCUCGCUGCUGCUCUGAAGUUCGAUCCUGUCUCAAAAGGUGUCAGACAAUUCACACGUCCGGAAUUGUUGGAGUGAAAGCAAUGAGAUCUGGGAAAAUUGCUUCACUGAAGUGUUUGCCCUGUCCCUGUAGACGCACGGUGCCUCCUCCAGGGACACAGUGACUCUUUAGUGACUGGCAAUGUUAAGCUUUUCAAAUGUCCUGCAUAACCUUUCCAGUGCCUCAUUAGUGCCCCAAGUUAAAAUAAGCCCAAACGAGUCAGGAGAGGCCUCAAAUGUUGUUGAAGGCGAGCUAGGACCUGGUUCAAGUCUAUAGGGGAACUGGGACUAUAUCCCCCAUACAGAGACUCAGUCAGGUGCUGUCUUAUUUCACACGAAGCCUUAAGUUUGUUGGAUUGCAGGACCCCAGACUUUUAAGGUUUGGCAAAACAAAACACCAAGAAGCAAUUUCAUCAUUCUUGGAAUGAAGGCCACCACAUCACGGAAGGAGCAGUGGAAACUAAUUCUUCUUCCUUGCCUGUUUCUGCGUGGAAUGUAAUUAACUGACCAAAUCAUUGUAGCAAUACUGCAAUUAUAAUUAAUUUUCAUCCCUCUCAAAAAUCUUGUCAAACAGGGCAGUUAAAUUGCUUCUCAAAUGUAAAACACGCCAGGCCAUUUCCUCUAAACAGACCUUAAAGAGUCAGGCCAUUGGGGUUACUCUGGCCCAAAUGAGAAGGACUUGAACUCACACUUGACAGCUAACAUGCGUGCUAUUCCAUCUGCAUAGCUUUGCUUCAGGUUGCAGUGAAUAAUGACCAAAAUUUGCAUAAUUCCAAAUGAAAGAGUGUGUGCGCUCAUGUUACAAACAUUUCCAAUUACAUUUGUCUCUUGGACAAGAAUCAAGAGACAAUUCUGUUGCCUCGAGCAUUUUGAACGUUUUGUGAAACAUAUUAUUCCCUUUGUGAAGAUUUUAGAUUAAAAGAUGUGGCCCAUGUAGAUGUGUGUGUUUCUAUGUAUCUCUAGACACUGGAGUUGGAAAAAAAUCUAAGAAGUGGUUGGGAGUGUAUUUGCUAUUGCAUGUGCUUAAACAAAUACCUUUCCAGCUUCGUAAUGUGGAAGGCACAGCCCAGUCUAAUCAUACUGGCUGUCACUAGGAGGUGUUCUUUCUUAUUCUAGUAGGGCCUGUCCUGUGGACAGCCAAAUGACCAGAAUAGUUUUCUGGACCUGUUCCUCUGAAGUAGCUGACUCGACAUGCCAAACCUGAGGAGCUGUAUGCUUGAGAAAAGGCCAUACAAUGAAGAACAGCUGCCUGAGGGCCUCAGUCAUAUCUGCCAGGGAGGACAGAGGCCUGUUAUUUCUCUUCUACAGGGCUGCCUUAAAAAGAAAAGAAGGAAUGAAGGAAAUGAAAGAAAGAAAGAAAGAAAGAAAGAAAGAGAAAGAAAGAAAGAAAGAAAGAAAGAAAGAAAGAAAGAAAGAAAAAGAAAGAAAAAAAAUAAAGGAGCAGAGAAUGCUUUAGAAAACUGCGUUCAGAAUUAAUACCUUGGGAAGGGAUGCUGGGCUGAAAGUUUGAGAAGCAAGCCAGAACAUUCAAAAGCAUACCUUUCUUAGGAAAACAAUAGAAGAGCAAUUGUGCUAACAGCCCCUGUCCAUGACACAGCCAUAACCUAAUGAUGUCACAGAAUUCUUCUUUAAAUUAAAAUGGUUUAAUUUUUUUAAAUUUAUAUUCUUUUAGGAGGGUUUUGUUGAAUCCCCGAAGAAAACUGGAAAUGCCCAAUGUUCUAUUUGAAGGUAGUCAUCAUCAAAAAGUCUUGAAGGACAUUCUGGUCUCUCCCUGAGAACCUGAGGCGUUCUGAUGCACAAGCUGUGGGCUGUGUACUCAAAGGGUUACCUUUCCCACUUCACCAUGUGAGACCAGGCUUGGAGGAUCGUUGC